AUGAGGCGACUUGGUAAAUGUGAUGGAUGCAGGCGGCAAAAGGUCAAGUGUGAUGAGCAAAAGCCAUCAUGUAGCAAUUGCCAACGAGGAAGAAGACCGUGCCAUUACUUGUAUGGACAAGGCCUUGUCGUAGUAAUGCAGGAUCCAACCCAGAUGACAAGAUAUGGAAAGUCCUUGGUUGCGCCGGUUGUUCAUCCCCUGGAGUCCCCGCGCAUUUGCAACAACAAUUUUGCUCUAGCCGGUGUUUCCAAUCCUUCUCUUGCUCUUGCACAUACUCCCGCAGCCACCUCUCCCGAUCUGAUUCCGGCACAUGGUAUGGAAGCCGAAACGGGCCAAGGACUGUUCCGGAUCUCAAAUUCGACUACAACCAAGAGCAUUGCGAAAGAACAAGGCUAUUCACGAAGGAGCGCGCAUCAAGCUCAUCUGUGCCGUUUGCAGCAGGAUAAGUCUGUAUCAGCACACCAGCCUUCUUCACCCGAGACUAGACUAGCGAGAAUGUUUAUCGCCGUGCUUCGCACCUACCCUGAAGAGCAUCACCCGCUACUUACUCUAGGCGACUGGAUAUCAUCAAUCCCUUCAAGAAUCGGGUCUUGUCAGGUGGUGACUGUGGCCGCUGAGUUCUUUGUCCACAGCUUCGAAGUGUUCCGUAAAAAAUCUUACUCGAACCAGAUUCUCGCAUUGCAGACCAAGACUAAGGCUCUGAAGGAGCUCCGACUAUGCAUCCUUGCCGCACAAAACAACCCAACUUACGAUGCUCUCGUCGCCACGAAGCUGCACUACGCUGCCGAGAUCUUGCUUGGAGUUGAAAGUAUGCAUUAUGCUGUCCAUACGCUUGGUCUCAUCGACUUGCUCAAGUCUGGAAUGUCCUCAGGCGCGGAUGAGGAACAUCUUUGGAGUAUCAUUGACAAUACUUACAUUGAUGAUAUUACAAUUGCCAUGACCGCCGGCCGGAUUUCGAGUUACGACAACGACUUCUAUUUGUCGUCAACACAUCCGGCAGCGCUAUUUAGUACUUCCUUGACUACUUCACAGAGCACUGCAAGAGCUAUGAUGCACAUUUUAAUUCAAUGUCCCCGUCUCGUACUGCUUACACGACAAGCUGUUUUAGACUGUCGCAAUGUGGUAGCUCUUGCGUCUGCCGUGUCACUUGCCGAGAACCUGUGGCAGCUGUCUCAAGCAAAUGAAUAUGCAGACCUUGUAUCGUCAUCAAUCUCAUAUACCGAUAAGCUCGUUGACAAUACUAUCACCGACAUAGUCUCGCAUGGAUUACGCUUUGACUGCAUGCAAAACAUGGUGUUCUGCACACGCUACUGGCUGCUUCAGAUAAUACUUUCUGGCGUGAUUGAUACACUACACCGUCAUUUUCCAGAAGCAUACAGCUUGUCGCUUCUUCCUGGCCCGGAUAAACUCCACCUUGUGGACACGGAUGCCGCAAUGCAGCUUGGGAAAGCCUUUCUAGGGCUCCCUGCAAUACCUUCGUUGUUGAUAUUAGUUCGAUUGCAAGGGCCAUUGGCCGCAUCUAUUGGGUCCUGGCAUAGAGUCAUUCGAUACCUCUCUUCAUAUCAGCUCGGUUCCCAAGCUGCGACCCUAGAGGCCUCGCAGUUGAUCAGGAAUGUCGCCAAAGCCGAGAGAAUGAAGCAAUGGUUGUUAGCCAGAUGCAACCAGUUACAGACUAGCUUAAAUAUCAGUGCAGUCGAUGAAAGAGCCUGGUUGCAGACACUGGAUUGUAUGGCCGGCGAAGAGAUGCCUGACUGGAUGCCCAGUAAGAUGAGCUUCGAUUCUGAAGAUGGCGAUAUGGUGCUGAAGCUAGAGUUCGAUGGUCGUUCGGAGGUGCUCUCAAAGGACAUCGCUUCGAGUGAUGACACAAGAGUAUUCAGGAUUCGAAAUCCCUCACGGUUUGGUCUAGACGAUCUGCGGGAGUGGCUCUUGAAAAGAAAUCCCUCAUCCCUUUGA
Molecule: messenger RNA, 1953 nt
Organism: Ascochyta rabiei
Lineage: Eukaryota; Fungi; Ascomycota; Dothideomycetes; Pleosporales; Didymellaceae
Exons: 4
Coding region: 1-1953 (650 amino acids)
Biological process (GO): regulation of DNA-templated transcription
Molecular function (GO): DNA-binding transcription factor activity, RNA polymerase II-specific; zinc ion binding
Source: RefSeq, a predicted model, not a curated record